Messenger RNA from Enhydra lutris kenyoni (northern sea otter), 4079 nucleotides. Its product is annotated as PR/SET domain 10. Gene Ontology annotation, molecular function: protein binding. The coding region runs from base 37 to 3507 and encodes 1156 amino acids. The transcript has 22 exons. The record is from RefSeq and is a predicted model, not a curated record. Gene Ontology annotation, cellular component: nucleus. NCBI's taxonomy places the organism in Eukaryota, Metazoa, Chordata, Mammalia, Carnivora, Mustelidae. Gene Ontology annotation, biological process: regulation of gene expression.
CCCGGACGGACGUGGAGCUGUCCAGCAGGGGGAAGGAUGGAUUCCAAAGAGGAGAGCUCACACGUGUGGCCCACAUCUGCAGAGCACGAAGAGAAUGCCGCACAGGUGCACUUUGUUCCUGACGCUGGAACCGUGGCUCAGAUUGUCUACACCGAUGACCAGGUUCGUCCGCCCCAGCAGGUGGUGUACACGGCAGAUGGUGCCUCCUACACUUCAGUGGACGGGCCUGAGCACACACUGGUGUACAUCCAUCCUGUGGAAGCCGCACAGACUCUGUUUACAGACCCAGGGCAGGUAGCUUAUGUCCAACAGGAUGCUACAGCUCAGCAGGCCUCAUUACCGGUGCAUAAUCAGGUGUUACCUUCCAUUGAGGGUGUGGAUGGUUCAGACCCUUUGGCAACUCUGCAGAACCCUAUGGGCAGACUGGAGGCCAAAGAGGAAGAAGACGAGGAUGAGGAUGAAGAUACGGAGGAAGAUGAGGAGGAAGAUGGUGAAGACACGGACCUGGAUGAUUGGGAACCAGACCCCCCAAGGCCCUUCGACCCGCAUGACUUAUGGUGUGAGGAGUGUAAUAAUGCACAUUCCUCAGUGUGUCCGAAGCACGGCCCCUUGCAUCCCAUCCCUAACCGGCCUGUGCUCACCAGAGCCAGAGCGAGCCUCCCCCUGGUCCUCUACAUUGACAGGUUCCUCGGAGGAGUGUUCUCCAAAAGGCGCAUCCCCAAGCGCACCCAGUUUGGCCCUGUGGAGGGUCCCCUCGUCAGGGAGUCUGAGCUGAAAGACUGUUACAUUCAUCUGAAGGUUUCUCUUGAUAAAGGGGACAGAAAAGACCGAGAUUUGCAUGAAGACCUGUGGUUUGAAUUAUCUGAUGAGACUCUGUGUAACUGGAUGAUGUUUGUACGUCCAGCCCAGAACCACCUGGAGCAGAACCUGGUGGCUUACCAAUAUGGCCACCAUGUGUAUUACACCACGAUAAAGAACGUAGAGCCCAAACAAGAGCUGAAGGUGUGGUAUGCUGCAUCCUAUGCUGAGUUUGUGAACCAGAAAAUUCACGACAUUUCUGAGGAAGAAAGGAAAGUUCUUCGUGAGCAAGAGAAGAACUGGCCCUGCUACGAAUGUAACCGCCGAUUUAUAAGCUCGGAGCAGUUGCAACAGCAUCUCAAUUCCCAUGAUGAAAAACUGGAUGUGUUUAGCAGAACAAGAGGCAGAGGAAGAGGACGAGGCAAGAGGCGAUUUGGCCCUGGUCGACGACCAGGACGCCCUCCAAAAUUUAUCCGUUUGGAAAUAACCAGUGAAAAUGGGGACAAGUGUGACGACGGGACACAGGACUUGCUACAUUUUUCCACCAAGGAACAGUUCGAUGAGGCUGAGCCAGCUACUCUGAAUGGGCUAGAUCAACCGGAACAGACCACCCUCCCCAUCCCUCAGCUGCCACAGGAAACCCAGCCUUCUCUGGAGCACGAGCCAGAAACUCAUAGCCUACACCUGCAGCCCCAGCACGAGGAGAGCGUGCUACCCACCCAGAGCACUCUGACGGCCGAUGACAUGCGCAGAGCCAAGCGUAUCCGAUUGGAGCUGCAGAACGCAGCUCUUCAGCAUCUGUUUAUUCGAAAGUCCUUCCGGCCUUUUAAGUGUUUGCAAUGUGGGAAGGCCUUCCGGGAAAAGGACAAACUGGACCAACAUUUGCGUUUCCACGGGCGGGAGGGGAACUGCCCGCUGACGUGUGAUCUCUGUAACAAGGGCUUCAUCAGCAGUGCGUCCUUGGAGAGCCACAUGAAGCUCCAUUCGGACCAGAAGACUUAUUCUUGCAUUUUUUGCCCAGAAUCCUUUGACCGCCUUGAUCUGUUGAAGGAUCAUGUGGCCAUUCAUAUCAAUGAUGGCUGCUUCACUUGCCCAACUUGUAAGAAACGAUUCCCAGAUUUUAUCCAGGUGAAAAAACACGUGCGAAGCUUCCACUCAGAAAAGAUCUACCAGUGUACAGAGUGCGACAAGGCGUUCUGCCGGCCUGACAAACUGCGCCUGCACAUGCUCCGACAUUCGGACCGCAAAGAUUUCCUGUGUUCCACGUGCGGGAAACAAUUUAAGCGGAAAGACAAGCUACGGGAACAUAUGCAGAGAAUGCACAACCCUGAGAGGGAGGCCAAGAAGGCUGACCGCAUCAGCCGCUCCAAGACGUUCAAGCCUCGCAUCACGUCCACGGACUAUGACAGCUUCACGUUCAAGUGCCGCUUGUGUAUGAUGGGCUUCCGGAGACGAGGCAUGCUGGUAAAUCACUUAUCAAAGAGGCACCCAGACAUGAAGAUCGAGGAGGUGCCAGAGCUAACCCUCCCCAUCAUAAAGCCCAACCGCGACUACUUUUGUCAGUAUUGUGAUAAGGUUUACAAAAGUGCCAGCAAGCGAAAAGCCCAUAUUCUGAAGAACCAUCCAGGGGCUGAGCUCCCACCGAGCAUUCGCAAACUCCGUCCAGCUGGCCCGGGAGAGCCAGACCCCAUGCUGAGCACGCACACCCAGCUCACGGGCACAAUAGCCACCCCUCCUGUCUGCUGCCCUCACUGCUCCAAACAGUACAGCAGCAAGACCAAGAUGGUACAGCACAUUCGGAAGAAGCAUCCAGAGUAUGCCCAGCUCCCUAACACCUUACAUCCACCACUGACAACAGCUGUGAUCAGUGCUACCCCAGCUGUGUUAACCACAGACAGUGCUACCGGGGAGACCGUGGUGACAACAGACCUCCUGACUCAAGCCAUGACAGAACUGUCCCAGACCUUAACCACAGAUUACCGAACGUCACAGGGGGACUACCAGAGAAUUCAGUACAUUCCCGUGUCUCAGUCAACAUCCGGUCUUCAGCAGCCUCAGCACAUACAGCUUCAAGUGGUUCAAGUGGCUCCGGCCACUUCCCCACACCAGUCUCAGCAGUCCACUGUGGACGUUGGCCAGCUCCACGACCCUCAGACCUACACCCAGCAUGCCAUCCAGGUGCAACACAUCCAAGUCACAGAGCCCACUCCCUCCACCCCCUCGUCAUCCCAGGUAUCUGGACAGUCCUUGAGCCCUGCCUCCCAGCAGUCCCAGCAAGGGCUCAGCCCCUCCCAUAUCCAAGGCGGCGCCUCCACACCAGGCCAGGCUCUCCAGCAGCAGCAGCAGGGUUCCUCUGUACAACACACCUACCUGCCCAACACUUGGAAUUCCUUCCGUGGCUACUCGUCAGAGAUUCAAAUGAUGACACUUCCCCCAGGUCAGUUCGUGAUUACAGACAGUGGUGUGGCCACUCCGGUCACCACUGGCCAAGUAAAGGCGGUUACGCCGGGUCAUUAUGUAUUAUCAGAAAGUCAACCAGAAUUGGAGGAAAAGCAAGCUUCUGCUCUCUCCGCCGGAGUCCAGGUUCAGCCAGCUACACACAGUGAUUUGGACCCCCAGACCACCAGCCAGCAGCAGUCCACACAGUAUAUCAUUACAACCACCACCAAUGGGAAUGGGAGCAGUGAAGUGCAUAUCACUAAACCUUAACGUCUACCCUUGAGCUUGAAUCCAGCAGUCACAUCAUGUCUUUUCUCAUCCAUAAGUCUGAAAACUUCAAACACUUGGAACUCUUUUUUUAAGAUUUAUCAUUCGCUCAAGAAUUUGGAAACCACACACUGGGGCUCCUUUUAUCAAGGUCAUCUUUACCAAAUUGACUCUUUAAACCCUAGUUGCUCCUGCCAUGGAAUGGAGAUCUUUCAGGGGAAAGUGGAUUUCAAGGUGGAGAAACUUCGCCUUACUAUUGAGUUGGUUUUUUAACACAUUGAUAGGCCUUACUUUUCCUUUGCGGAAACAUUAAGUGGUGUAUCACAUUUGUACCAAAGGUGGAGAAAGGAUGUGCCAAGUCCAUGGCUACUGGACUUCUUCAUUCCAAGCCAUGGCGCUGAAGGAGAGGGGCAUUUUAUUUGGUCAGAACUGCUUCAUCUUCUGAGUUUGCAUUUUCAGUAAUUUAACAAGGGAAGCCUAUUGAAUAUGAAAAUAAAGAUGAUGAAACAGAGGUUUGACAGUGAUGUUCUGAAGGAAAAACCGUCGUCUAGAUUUUUCUUAUUGCUGAUUUAAAA